This is a messenger RNA of Phaeodactylum tricornutum CCAP 1055/1, 1050 nucleotides long. RefSeq lists its product with no specific name. Gene Ontology annotation, cellular component: protein kinase CK2 complex; nucleus; cytosol. The annotation marks the transcript as partial. Gene Ontology annotation, molecular function: ATP binding; protein serine/threonine kinase activity. Gene Ontology annotation, biological process: protein phosphorylation. The transcript is spliced from 2 exons. NCBI's taxonomy places the organism in Eukaryota, Bacillariophyta, Bacillariophyceae, Surirellales, Neidiaceae. The record is from RefSeq and is a predicted model, not a curated record.
CAGCAGAAUCCAAGUUACUACGAUUUCGAACAUGCCAAGUUUCCGCCUCCCAAUUUGAGCGUAUUCACACCAGAAUCAUUUCAGAUUACACGCCGAUUAGGCACCGAAAAAUUUAGCGACGUUUUUGAAGCACUCUAUGUAGGAUCCAAACCCUUGGUGACACGGCAUGCAGAAAUCGUGAACACUCACCGAGACCAAUCUCCCGAACUGGUAGUCCUCAAAGUUCUCAAGCCCGUAUCACCCAGGAAAAUUCGUCGCGAGCUCCUUGUCUUGCAGCACGCCUCCAAAAUUCCUAGCUUGGUCCGGAUUUUGGGUAUUGUCAUUCCGCCAGAACCGUCCUCCGACCAAGUCACCCUACCACGCAUGCCUUCGAUUACCAACAGUAAUGUUGCUAACCAAAGCGAGAUGUCCCCUUUUCUCAGCGACUACGAAAUACGCUACUACUUGUAUCAUCUCUUGCUCGCCCUCGACAAACUUCAUGCCCAGGGUAUGAUGCACCGUGAUGUCAAACCGCGUAACGUAUUAAUCAACCGCGCUCACCGAAAGGUCCGACACCCUCCACUGACUCUCAUUGAUCUGGGCUUGGCUGACUUUUACGUACCACAGAACGCUUACAAUGUUCGUGUAGCGUCCCGUCACUACAAGAGUCCUGAACUCCUCGUGGGCUUCGAGUCCUACGACUACGCCCUCGAUAUUUGGGGCGUCGGCUGCAUCCUGGCCGGUCUCUUGUGCAGACGGGAGCCGUUUUUCCGCGGCAAGGAUAACAUCGAUCAACUCGGGAGAAUAAUUUCUGCACUGGGCACGAAUGACUUACUGGUCUACUUGCAAAAGUACAACAUCCCGCAUACGGAGAGUCUCCAAGAUUUGUUGGCCAAAUACCAACCUCAUCACCAGGUUCGGCAACCGUGGUUACGGUGGAUGGCCGAAGGGGUACAGAGACCCAGUCGAGAUGGUUUGGAUCUGCUGGAUAGACUUCUUGUGUACGACCACGAAAAGAGAUUGACAGCGCGACAAGCCAUGCAGCAUCCUUUUUUUGAUGUUGUCAAAGAG